AUGGAAGUUUGGCAUAUGGUCGAUGAUCGAUAUGAUGAGUUAAGUGGACAGGCUCUCUCAGGAACAUUAAGUCCGCUUCUAAUUGCACAAUCACAACAACAACAACAGCAGUCUGCGAAGGUGUUUAAUCCAGAAGCGUUUUGUGAAAUUUGUCAGAAAGAAUUUUGCAAUAAAUAUUAUCUACAAACACACCGCGCAACCAAACACGGAAUAUCCUCAGCUCAGCAGCAACAGUGUAUUGCUUCUGCAUCGUCAAUUCCAGGAGGCAUCUCUAGUUCUGGAUCAUCAGGAUCGGCGGCCGUGGCAACAGCAACAGCGGGCAUGAUGUCAUCUGGCGUAACGGGUACAAAUGCAGCAGCAGUUGGUGGUCAGAGUUCAUCGUCGUCAUCAUGCUCAUUCACAUCGCCAUCUUCGAGUUCAGCAUCAGGCCAAAGAGCAGCAGCAUUGAACAAUAAUUUAAAUUUGGCAUCAUUAUCGCCUUUACUGGCAACACAACAGCAGACAUCACCAGUGGCUAUGAACAGCAACAGUAGUAAUCCAUUUGAUGUACAACAACUUAUGCUUGCUUCAUUAGAUCCAACAUUAGCAGCAAAUAACUCACUUCGUGCAUUGUAUAUGUCGCAGCUAGCUGCCCUCUCAGGUCUGCAACAGCAAUCGAGUUGUUCAUCAACAAAUUUGGAGACUAGCAUGAGUCCUUCGUCUUGUUUAAUCUCAACAACAAGUGCGUCAAGCACGUUAACUCGGAAUAAUAGUUCAAUUAAUGGCACCAUAAAUACUCUCAAUGAUAACAAUAUCACAAGAUCAUUCAUUGUUAAUAAUUUUAUUAUUUUAACAAUUGAUAUGAAUGAUUUCAGUAUGACUGCGACGAGUGCAUCGCCGUCAACAUCUUCCUCAUCACUUUCCUCCUCAACAGCUCCAACUAUUUCUCAUUCAUCAACAUCUCGUACCACUACUACUACUGCUACUACUAUUACUACUACUAAUAAUAAUAAUCAAGAUUCAUCGCCGAUUUCAAAUGAAUCAGUACCGAAUUGGUUAGCCGGUUUUAUGCCACAAUCGACUGUCGCACUUUCUCCUGCUAACUCCAUUCAAACAGCUCCAAAUUGCAUAACGCCACCGUCAGGUACGUCAGCAGUGCCGUCAUUAUUAGAGCAAAUGCAACUGAUGAAUGCUGCUCAGAUGCUCUCUUCUGCAUCUUCAUUACAACAACAACAGUCAUUGAAUAGUAAUAGUAAUGGUAACAGUAACCCAUUAACAUCCACAGCAACAUCAUCAUCGAUACUCAACAGUGCUUUGAUAAAUCAACCACUGAAUGCUCUCGCUGCGGCCUUAUGCCAGCAACAGCCAUCUGUUUCCUCUUCUUCUUCUGCUUCAACUUCGUCACAAUCGUCCGCAUGCUCAUCGGCGACCAUCGCACCACCGCUCACACCAAAUAGUGCUGCGGCGGCUGCUGCUGCCUUCUUUGCAGCGGCUGGUAAUUACGGCAAUAGUCCGGCUAAGGAUGCUUAUUGCGAGUUAUGCGAUAAAAAUUUUUGUAAUCGUUAUUUUCUGAAAACUCAUCGCCAAAAGAAGCACGGUAUAACGGAUGAAAGUAGCUCACCAAUCAAAAGUUUUCCUGCCAGUCCAAGUAACGCCCAGCUGGCGAAUUUUCCAUUUCAGUCGUCCUCUCAACUUGGUGCUCUUGUUCCGCCAACUACCUCACUAGCGUUGGGUAAUGCGGCAGCGCUUGCCGCUAUGCAGUUACCGGCCAAUUUAGCUGCGCUAAUGGCAGCCUGUGGUGGUGCAUCCACUAGCACGUCAUGUUGCCCGGCAACCACAGCUUCAUCCCUAUCCUUGUCUUCAGCAGCAGCAGGAUCUCGAUCUCAAUCAAAUACCGCAGGUAUUAUCAAUGCUUCCUCUUCAACUGCAACAGUACCAUUCAACGGCUGUCUAUUGACAUCGGGCACUGCAGCUGUCAACACGACUGGUAAUGCAGCUGCGGAUGCCAUCACUAGUCCGUUGGUACACCAACAAUUUCUUGCUGUUGCUACUGAUACAGGUGCUUGCAAUAAUGAAGCAGUAACCAAUCCCUUCUCAGUGUCAUCCUCGUCUACAUGUGCGUCUGUUUCGUCGUCAACAGCAACAUGUCUUCCAACUGCAACAAUUCAACAUCCUUUAGCAGCAUCCGUUACACAACAACAACAACAGUCGGUGAUAGUUAAUGGUACGGCAUCGUCAUCCAACGACUAUCGUUCUUCUUUGUUGCUAUCGUCACCUUCUGCAAAAAUGAUCAAACUUGAUUCAUCGUCAACUGAUCGUGAUCGAGAGCGAGAUUCGAGUGCUUUUGAUGAAACUUUGGCCACUCAAGACGAUAUGAUGAUGCUCGACGAUGACAAUAACGCUCUCAUCAUGGAUACGAAGCAACUGAAAUUACCACUCGAUAGUUUAUUAUCGGCCCAAUUUGGGGUUGGAGCUCUUGGUGGUGCACUGGGCAAUACGCCGCAAGCAACAACUAAUGAACUGAUGGCUGCAGCUGCCGCAGCAGCAACAAUUUGUGAUCUCUGUAAUAAAUCAUUUCCAACGCUUUUCUCAUUAUUAGCACAUAAAGCUCGAGAACAUAUGCCUCUGGCUUCUUCAGUUACAAAUAGCAACAGUUUGAAUAGUAUUGAAAAUAUCACUCAAAUACAGCAACAACAACAACAACAGCAACAGCAAAGGGACGCAAAAGCAAAGGUUCAUUUCAGAUCUCCACUAAAAACCUCUCAAUCACCAAAUCAAGGUGGCGCAACAGCUGCUACAGCCGCAGCUGUUGGCUUAUCUGGUAAUGUUGCCGAUGAAAAAAUCGCUUGUGAGAUGUGUGAGAAAGAAUUUGAGUCACGUCAUUACCUGCAACAACAUAUCCUCAUUCACCAUAGUGGUAUCGCGAACGCAUCAUCACUUCUCAGUAACUUCUUGCCGGCCGGUUUAGCGUUACCGUUCAUUCUGCCACCGAAUUUAACACAUAAUUUUCCAAUCACCGAAGCCGAUCAAACGAAUCUUUUGGCUGGUCUCAACGCCCAUAUUAACCCGAGUCAACAACCGAAACAAGCAGUGAAACGUCAGUACUCGUCAUCAGCAAAAAAUUAUUGUGAUUUAUGUAAUAAAGAAGUGUGCAACAAAUACUUUCUACGUACACAUAUGCUGAAAAUGCACGGAAUUGUGAUCGAUGAAAACAAAACUGUUAUUGCAAAUAUUGAUACGUUAGAGAAAGAAAAAAUGGGCACUCUAUCAUUUAGAUGUGAUAUUUGUAUGAUUGAAUUAAAGUCGCGUAACUUGUUACGAUCGCAUAAACAAGAAGUGCAUGGUGUUCUGGCUGUUCAAACUCAACAACAGUCGUCUGCAAAUAGUAAUAAUAAUAGCUCGAGUAGUAAUAAUAAUGGUCGAACUCCGAAACAUUCCAUUACGUCAGCACCGAAUAUGUUCGGUACACCACAAACACCGGUUAUUAAUGGGCAAUUAACGGAUAAAAUCACUGAAUGUGUGCGUUUGUUAGUUGAGUAUAUUUCUUCUGUUAAUGGUAUUAGUAAUGGAAAUGGAAGCAAGAAAUCGGCUGGUCGGUUGACUAUAAGGGGUUGGUUGGAAGGGAAACGAAACAUGCAGUUUGUUGAUGACGAUACUGCUGUUGUUGCUGCUGCUGUUGCUGCUGCUGCUGCUGCUACUGCUACUGCUGCUUCAGCAGCUGAGCAUUGCGAACCAAGUGAAGAUGCUAUUUGCAGCCAGCCGACUGACUGGCUGGAGGACUGUCGAACUGAACGUUGUCCGCUGUGUGAUUAUCGUUGCAAGUCGAUAGUGCAUUUGCAAGAGCAUAUACAAGAGAAACAUGCCACUGACUUCACCACCGAAUUGCUUGAAACUUUUCAAAAAGUAAGACAAUUUUUGGUAUUGUUAUUACCUUUUCUAUUGAUAUUUUCGUUAAACAGUAGUGCCAAUAAAAUGAAUUAUAAAUGUGAUUUAUGUUCGGAAGUAUUCAACGAUGAACUCCAACGACACGUUCAUAUCAUUCAUAAACACCGUGGUCAACAACUGAAUAUUAAAGGAAAUCUUCAUUCUGGCGCUUCACUUGUUGCUGCUGCAGUAGCAGCUGGUGAAGAACAACAACAGUUGCUGCUCACAUCACCAUCACCUUCGUCCUCACUAAAAAUGUUUGGGGCCCCUUCGUCUUCUUGUGAUGAUUUGGACGUGAUGAAAUGUCCGCAAGCGUUAUGUGAUUUUCGCACGCAACAUGCCGAAAAUUUGACGAUUCAUCUGCAGCGACAUGCACCACUUGAUGCUGCACUGAACGCGUUAGCACAGCGAUCACAAACUGUUUGUAAUAGCCCGACUAGUGAUGUGGAUGGCACAACUACAAAAACAGAAGCAACAGCUGAAGAAGGCGCAGCAUUAAUGAGUGCUGAUAAAGUGAAUGGUGUUCUUAUGAAUGAACAACGAAGGUUGUUGACUGCUGAUGUUGGUCGUUCGAUCGGUGCACCGUCAUCGUCGACGUUAAGAAAUUGUUAUUCACAAGAAGAAUUAGAUGAACUGGAUAUGGAUGAAGAAGAUGACGCUAUGCGAGCCACAACUGAAGUGGCCCUAAAAAUGGCCGAAGAAAAUGAGGUACUUUAUAAAAUAGUGAAGUUAACGAAACGAUACAGUUGCCAGUUUGCGAAGUGUCAGCAACGUUUCGCUACGAAACAACUAUGUCGUGAACAUGUUUUGACUCAUUUUCGUGUUGCUGCUGCUGCUAGUGGUGGUGAUGAUGGUAAUUCGACAACAAACAUUAAAAAUUCAAUGGAUUCAAAAACAUCAUCGUUAUGUAAAACAGCUACAGCAAUAAAAGCAAAGUCACCUUCAUCAAUGGAGCAUCGUUUUGAUUCCUGUGCUAAGGAAGCAGAUGCGUGCACAUCACUAAAUUUAGAACAGCAACAGCAAACUGAGUCAUCGUCAGAACUGAUGAUUGACGAUGAUAAGAUGGAUAGCUACGUGCGAGAAGAGCGUGAGCAUGUGGUGAUGAAAGAGGAUCUAGUAGUGACGACAACGGCAAGGGCAUCAUCGCGACGAGAUGAUAUGGUGUUGGUAAAUAAUUGCGGUAGUAGCAGUACAACAAGUAGUGUUCAUAAGGAACACAACGAACGGCAUUCACAUACGAGUGGUUCGAUGAGCCCCAUUUCUGAGCAACAAAUAAUGCCCGAAGGUUUUGCGAGACCAUUGGACAAUAGCGCUUCUCAAAAGCCAUACAUGGUGCAGAGUUUCAUAAUGCGAGAGCAUUGCCCAGCGAUCCUUAAUCCUACAACGACAACCGGCAAUGAUAAUGGUAAUGGUAGCGAUAAUGUCAACGAUAACCUUGAUGAUAACGGAUCUCAGUUGGUGAACACUGGCAAGAAUAGCAGCUCAGAAGGUAGCAGAAAGCUGAACAGUGGUAUUGUUCAAGAAAUGAUAGCACAUUUACCGGUCAGGUCUUUGCUCACAGAGCCAGUCAUAAUGACUGUUGAGCUAGUGCCUGCACCUCAUAUUGAUGCACAGGUUAUGCAUGUGUAA
Messenger RNA from Anisakis simplex (herring worm), 5532 nucleotides. Lineage: Eukaryota; Metazoa; Nematoda; Chromadorea; Rhabditida; Anisakidae. The record is from the annotation of a GenBank genome assembly.